This is a messenger RNA of Rhinolophus ferrumequinum (greater horseshoe bat), 1692 nucleotides long. It is a transcript of the gene SETD6, whose product is annotated as SET domain containing 6, protein lysine methyltransferase. Gene Ontology annotation, molecular function: protein-lysine N-methyltransferase activity; protein binding. Gene Ontology annotation, cellular component: nucleus. The transcript is spliced from 10 exons. The record is from RefSeq and is a predicted model, not a curated record. The coding region runs from base 112 to 1416 and encodes 434 amino acids. Lineage: Eukaryota; Metazoa; Chordata; Mammalia; Chiroptera; Rhinolophidae. Gene Ontology annotation, biological process: peptidyl-lysine monomethylation.
GAGUCUCGGCUAUGGGCCCCGCCCCCGAGGGUCCCGCCCCGAGGUGUGGCUAGGGACGCCGGAAGGGCCCGCGCGGCUCUACGGCCCGCCCGGGCCGCACGCCUUCGGACUAUGGCGACUCCGGCGAAGCGCCAGCGGGUGGCGGGGCCUGUGGGCGGCGGCGAUCCGGACCCGGUGGCCGGCUUCUUGAGCUGGUGCCAGUGCGUGGGGCUGGAGCUGAGUCCCAAGGUGGCGGUGAGCCGGAAGGGCACGGUGGCCGGCUACGGCAUGGUGGCCCAGGAGAGCGUGCAACCUGGGGAGCUCCUCUUUGCGGUACCGCGGGCCGUGCUCCUGUCGCAGCACACCUGCUCAAUCAGCGGCCUGCUGGAGCGAGAGCGAGGCGCGCUGCAGAGCCAGUCGGGCUGGGUGCCGCUGCUGCUGGCGCUGCUCCACGAGCUGCAGGCCCCGGCCUCACCCUGGAGCCCCUACUUUGCGCUCUGGCCCGAGCUGGGCAGCUUGGAGCACCCUAUGUUCUGGCCCCAGGAGGAGCGCCAGCGGUUGCUACAGGGCACAGGGGUGCCUGAGGCCGUGGAGAAGGAUUUGACCAACAUCCGUAGCGAGUACUAUUCUAUCGUGCUGCCCUUCAUGGAAGCCCACCCCGAUCUUUUCAGCCCCAGGGUUCGCUCCCCGGAACUCUACCACCAACUCGUGGCUCUUGUGAUGGCUUACAGCUUUCAGGAACCACUGGAGGAAGAGGACGACGACAAGGAGCCAAACCCCCCUUUGAUGGUGCCUGCUGCAGACAUAUUAAACCAUGUAGCCAAUCACAAUGCCAAUCUAGAAUAUUCUCCAAAUUGUCUUCGGAUGGUGGCUACUCAGCCCAUUCCUAAAGGCCAUGAGAUUUUCAACACUUAUGGGCAAAUGGCUAAUUGGCAACUGAUUCAUAUGUACGGUUUUGUUGAACCAUAUCCUGACAACACAGAUGACACCGCUGACAUUCAAAUGGUGACAGUUCGUGAAGCAGCAUUACAGGGAACAAAAGUUGCAGCUGAAAGGCUCCUGCUAUGUGAACGCUGGGAUUACUUAUGCAAAUUGGAGAUGGUAGGGGAAGAGGGAGCCUUUGUGAUUGGGUGGGAAGAAGUGCUGACUGAAGAGGAACUGACCACCACACUCCAGGUGUUGUGCAUGCCUGCUGAGGAGUUCAGAGAGUUUAAAGACCAAGACGGACGGGGAGAUGAUAAACAGGAAGACAACAGCCUGACCAUCAGAAAUAUCCCCAAGCUGAAAGAAUCAUGGAGACAGCUUCUUCGGGACAGUGUCUUGUUGACCCUGAAAACCUAUGCCACAGACUUAAAAGCUGAGCAAGAUUUACUCAGUAACAAGGAGGUAUACGCCAAACUCAGCAGGCGGGAACAGCAGGCCUUACAGAGUAUUUAAUAAGCUAUGUCAUUGGCACUCAGAGCAAUUAAGUCCUCAGCAGUCUGAAGUUUGAUCUAGAUGGGACAGCUCACCCUGAGGGAAGAAACCCUAAGACACCAAUGACAUUCAAGCCCCACUCGGAGUUCUAUUUAAUCUUGAACCUUUUUGUCCUCUUGGGCCAUUAAAGCUUUACAGUUAUUAAAGGUAAGGUAUAUAUAAGUGGGAUAGUUUUUCUUUUAAAAGUCAACAUCAAAACAGCCUGAGGGUAAAGAAUAUUUUUUAAAUGGGUGUUUU